AUUAAUUAUAUAGUAAGCAGUAAAUAGUAGUAACAGAUAGGAUAUAAAUAGUGAAGGAAAGUAAGAGUAAGAUAAGAAAGCAGCUAUUGUGUUAUUGGGUGGAGUGUGAGAAUCCAAAUAUCUGUAUCUAUCUAUCUCCCUCUGCAAUUAUCCAUUUUCUGGGGCGCAUUUUAGCAACAAUGGUGCACCCAAUAGCAGAGGCAAACGAGGAAAGUCCGUUCGGGAAACUAACGCCGGAAGAGUUCUACGCGCAUCACUCAGUGAGUCACGGUUCCGAGUUCGUGACGAACCCUAGAGGUCUCAAGCUCUUCACACAGUGGUGGACCCCACUCCCUCCAAAAACCAUCAUUGGAACCCUCGCCGUCGUGCACGGAUACACCGGCGAGUCCAGCUGGCUCCUCCAGCUCACCGCCGUCCACUUCGCCAAGGCCGGUUUCGCCACCUGCGCCCUCGACCACCAGGGCCAUGGCUUCUCCGACGGCCUCGUCGCUCACAUCCCCGACAUCAACCCCGUCGUCGACGACUGCAUCACCUUCUUCGAGAAUUUCCGUUCUCGCUUCGAUCCCUCGCUUCCUUCGUUUCUCUACGCCGAAUCCCUCGGCGGCGCAAUCGCGCUUUUAAUCACUCUCCGCCGCCGCGAAAUGCUGUGGAGCGGCGUUAUUCUCAACGGCGCCAUGUGCGGGAUCAGCGCCAAGUUCAAGCCGCCGUGGCCGCUCGAGCACUUCCUCUCCGUCGUCGCCGCGGUCAUCCCGACGUGGCGCGUGGUUCCCACGCGCGGCUCCAUCCCCGAGGUGUCGUUCAAGGUUGAGUGGAAGCGGAGGCUGGCGCUGGCGAGCCCGCGGAGGACGGUGGCGCGUCCACGAGCCGCCACCGCGCAGGAGCUGCUUCGGAUCUGCCGGGAGCUUCAGGGGAGGUACGAGGAGGUGGAGGUGCCGCUGCUGGUGGCGCACGGCGGCGACGACGUGGUGUGCGACCCCGCGUGCGUGGAGGAGUUGCACGCACGCGCCGCGAGUAAGGAUAAGACGCUGAAGAUAUAUCCCGGGAUGUGGCAUCAGAUGGUUGGGGAACCCGAAGAGAACGUGGAGCUAGUGUUUGGGGACAUGUUGGAGUGGCUUCGUACACGCGCUCAACGCGCCCCCGUGCACGGUGUUGCUUAGGGUCAACUCUUUUACUUUAUAUUAUAAUAAUAAUAAUAAUAAUAUUAUUAUAAUAGUGUUGGUUGGGCCAGGUUGGCUUGUGCUCUGAUAAGAUAUUAUUGUUUAUUCCUAUAAAUUGUUAUGGGUUCCAUUCCACGGUUCAUAAAAAAUAGAGUAGUGAUAGUUUCGUUGUUAA
Messenger RNA from Glycine soja, 1332 nucleotides. Its product is annotated as caffeoylshikimate esterase-like. Gene Ontology annotation, molecular function: lipase activity. The transcript has a single exon. The record is from RefSeq and is a predicted model, not a curated record. Gene Ontology annotation, cellular component: membrane. NCBI's taxonomy places the organism in Eukaryota, Viridiplantae, Streptophyta, Magnoliopsida, Fabales, Fabaceae. Bases 180 to 1157 code for a protein of 325 amino acids.